UUAAAUUGAAAUUCAGUGUCCGUGACUGUGACUGUGAUUGCUGCUAAAGAACUGAACUCAGGCCAUUUCAGUCGCGGUCAGUAGCAACUAGCAACCCAUCACCAACCAGUUCGUCGGCUAACUUCCGUCGUCGAGUCAAGGUGUGACGGUUUCUGAUCUUUAAUUUUACUUUUCUAUCUUCAAUUUUGCUCUCACUGGUAAAAUUUAGAUUUUACUUUCCGACUAUAGAAUGAGAUGCGACUGUAGAGAUUCUUGUUGUUCCGGCCAUGUUAAUGAUAACGACGAAUCAAAUGAACCUACAUUAUCAACAAAAAGGCAGAGAACGUGUCGCAUCACUGAUAAUUCCGGUAGUUGUAAUAGUAAAUGUAAGAGUACAUAUAAAGCUAGGGUUCUAUAUAAUGAUAAUGUAGAUCCUGAUUACCGCGAAUUUCUUGAUUUAGAAGCAACUCGUGAUAAUGAUGACUUUAGUAAAGGUAAAUCUAGUGCUGAUGGAGUGUAUGAUAGUACUAAUUGUAGUGAUGGAGAUGAUAAUUGUGUCGAUUCUGAUUAUCGAAAAUAUUUGGAUUUGCAUGGUCAUGAUAUUAAUGAAGAUGAUUGUUUUGUGGAUUCUGAUUAUGAGAAGUAUCUUGCUUUAGAAGCUGUUGAUGAUGAUGGUAAUGUUGGUAAUGGUAAUAACACUAAGAAUGCUAGUGAAGAAGGGGAUCACGCGGAUGAUGAUUAUGUGGAGUUUUGCUUUUCAUUAGCAGCUCAUGCUACUAAGGAAGAAGUGGAUGAUGAAGAAUGUGAUGUGGACGAUGACUACAGUGAGUUUUUAACUUCAAAAGGAGUUGGUGAUGGUGGUAUUGACUAUUGAUAAAGAAUGCUGAUUUGGUGGAGCUGUUUGAUUUACAGGCUGUGGGUGAUAAGGAAUGUUGGUAACUACAUUACUGAGUAUUUUAUAAAAGAGAUAUAACAUCAAAGUAUACUUGAAUCUGCUUCUGCUCUUAAGACAAUUAUUUCUGCAAAACGGCAUAUCGAUGUUAAUGCUGUUUAUUAAACUAUAGAGAAUAGUUUCCCUGGUGAGCUAUGCUGGACAGGGACUUGUUGAGUCUAAAAUGGGGCCACUGCUGGAGGGCUAUUGGUAGAAGAAGGCAAGUCAUGUCUGCUUGAAGUUCUUAUGAAUGAUUGGGUUUCUAACUCUGUCAUAACUAUAAUGCUCUAGCUCCUUUUCUAACCCUUAUGUAUUGCUGUUAAGCUAUUGACUGAUUGGAUUCUGUCAAAACUCGGUCGGAAACUCUCUGGACAGCUAGGGAAAUGAAACUCUGAGUUUUAAAAGCGUUUGCGGAAAUGGAAAUGAAUGCGGAAACAUUGAACUCACGAAGUUUCCAUGCAACAUAGGCGGAGUAUUACCAAGUUAUGAAGUAAAUUGCCUAAACAUAUCAAGUUUGACUUAUAUGAGCCCAUCUCAAAGUUUAAAGACCAGAAAGACCAUAUGCUUUAAUUUUUAUUGCUUACUUUGAAGCAAGACCUUCUUGAUUUCCUCCAUCUCCAACAUUUAUGUAAAGAGGGGCAGAGUCAUCAGGCACAGGAUAACAGGGGCCGCUAGUAACAUUGUAGUGAAUGUUCGAGUAACGAUGCUAGCAUCAAAAAAGAAGAAAGAAAACAGAGUGCCUUCAGCCAUCCUUUCAUUUGUUUGUCAAUGUGAAAGCCAUAGAUAUAUACGUACCGAUCUCUCAUAAGCAUGAACAUGACCAGAAAAGACUAUGUCGACUUUGUGUUCAACGAACCACUUCUCGAAGUUUGAUCGCAUGCCUUCGCCCUCCAUGAAGUGUGCCUCAUUGCUGUUGUAGAGCGGGACAUGCGUGAUAACAAAGAGCCAAGGUGUUUCUGUCCGGUUAACCUUUUGGAGUUCUUCAUAGAGCCAAAUCCACUGAGGUGUGUAUGUUGCUAUUCAUAAGUUUGAAAUCAUUCGGUUUGUAUAAAUUGCAUUUGAAUUUCUUUUUUAGUCAUGAAACAGGGUAGAAAAUGUUACCGAAACCAGAAUAGCUGUUGAGUACAAUAAUAUGAGCAGAUGCUCGUCUGAUAGAAUACCAAAGAGGAGUGCUACUAUUGGAGGCCAUGUAAGGGGUAGGGUACCUAUACACAUAAUUCUUGAAAGGAGUGGUUUCUCCCUGCAUGUACAUUUCAAGUAUUAGAAGCUAGACAAUAAUAUACAUGGUUAAGAAUUUAGAUCCGAAUUACUAUUUCCCCUCUCAAUUUUGAAAAAUCACUCUCUCCUUGACUUUAAUGUUCUAUAUUAAACCAAAACCCCCUUAUAAAGGAAGGUUUUAGUUAAAGAAAGCUAAAACGUGCAUAACAAUUUUAGAACUUCAUGGGGAAAAUAAUAGUUCAUAUGUAAAUUCAUAGGGUUAAUAGUAAUUAACCCCAAUAUAUAUAGCAUUUCUCUCUUUCAAGGACGUACAAAAACUGAACCAAAUUGAUUAAUUACAGUAAAUUUUUAUUCGGUUUGAUUAUGAUAAGGAUAUUAAUAGUUUACCAUGUAAGGGAAGUACUCAACAUCAUGAUUUCCAAUAGACCAAAACCAGGGCAAAUAAGCAGUACUAUUUUCAACAAGACGACCCCAAGAAUCCCAUCUUAUACCAACACAGUUAUACUGAUAUUUGUCCGCAUAAGAUAGAUCUCCGAGAAACAACAAAGCUUUAGCUUUACUCUUCAUGAAAUGUCUUAGAGUAGACAAUGAAUUGAAUGUCUGUCCCAGGUCACCUGUCAAAUUCAAACAUAAAUUUAGGUGAUCGAGAUUUGUUUUACAGAAAUUUCUUAUCUAGGUCGUAUAUUCGCACUCGCAUGAAUUCAUUAUAUAAUUUAAGAAUAGCGGAAGGGAACUGACCGAUAAUUCCAAACGUAUAAGGUAAAUCCGGAUUGAUCGCGGGAGGCGUUUCGAAGGAAAAUUCUCGAGAAGAAUUACCCUCCCCAAGCUUGUAGUAGUAUUUGGUAUCAUACUGGAAAUUAAAGAAAUUAAGUAAAAUUCAUGAUUCUAAGUAGCAAGUAAUGGAAAAUAUAUUAUUACCUGAAGGUCACUAAGGAGACAAGUAUGAAUAAAACCAGAUUUGUAUUUGUAAAAUGUGAAGUUGGUGACUGUGCCCUCGGCGAUAAAAGCAUAUUUUUUAUCGAACGUGCCAUAGAACACUUUGUUGGAGCCUGGUUCAUCAGGAGUCACCCAUGACACUAUUACAGCUUUUCCAUUGUAGUCACCUUGGAUUAUAUGCACCUGGUUUUACGGGCGGAGUUAAGAUUUGAAGCUAUGAAAUCAACAAUUUUAGUAUCUCGAAUUUGCUUACUUGUUGUGGUGCAUUAUAACCAGGAGGAGGAUUAAAUACUGGAUUAUCGAGAGGGAUAUCAGUAGAUGGAAACGCAGAGCGAACGUAAGAACUGGUGAUUCCUGCAUUUCCACUCUUCACAGAUCCUGAUAAUACAAUCAAUAUGAGUUGAACCAACAUGACCAUGGACUUCAUCAUCAUUCAUCAAUCUGCAAC
This is a messenger RNA of Mercurialis annua (annual mercury), 3512 nucleotides long. RefSeq lists its product as uncharacterized. Lineage: Eukaryota; Viridiplantae; Streptophyta; Magnoliopsida; Malpighiales; Euphorbiaceae. The coding region runs from base 230 to 853 and encodes 207 amino acids. The record is from RefSeq and is a predicted model, not a curated record. The transcript is spliced from 2 exons.